CCGGUUCUUUGCUUGACGUUGCAUCCGGAUAAAAUUCAGAUAAUGUUGCCAAGAAUAAAGUAUCUUCCGUUCAUUUCUGUAUAUUAAAUUCUGUUCAGAUUUCUUUGUGGAGGAUGAAAAGCUCCCCGCUUUGCUGUGAGGAUUUCGCUGCGGCCGCCCUCCUCUUAAAGGCUGCUUCAAAGCUGCCUCCCUCCGUCCGGAGCUCAUUGUUAGCCUAGCUUUAGCCAUGCUCGCAGCCGCUUUCACUUAUUUCCGCGCUGGGACCACCGCUGCUAGCUAGCAUAGUAGCUGGCUAGUUAAGCUUUAUUUUUUAGGUAACUCUGUCGUUUUUUUGAGUGUGUGCAGGGUGUAUUUUCUUUGAUUUCUGAGGUAUUUAUUAUAAAACCGUGAGAGACUAGAGCGGUUCUUCUUUUCUUUUUUAAAGCGCUCGGACAGGGACGGUGUGUUUGCUAAUAGCUAACCCGCACACCUUACUUUGAAGGAAACGUUUCUUCAUUUAUCUUACUCAACCUGCUCGGGGUUAUUUGACGCAACGGGGCUUUUAGUUGGAGCUUCACCAUUUUUUAUUUUAUUUUUGAAAAAAAAAAAGGUACAUUUGAGCCACUAUGGCUUCCUCCUCUGGCAACGACGAUGAUCUGACAAUCCCCAGAGCAGCGAUCAACAAGAUGAUCAAAGAGACAUUGCCUAACGUAAGGGUUGCUAACGACGCCCGGGAGCUGGUGGUGAACUGCUGCACGGAGUUCAUCCACCUGAUCUCCUCUGAAGCCAACGAAAUAUGCAACAAAUCCGACAAAAAGACUAUUUCUCCGGAGCAUGUCAUCAACGCGCUGGAGAGCCUCGGUUUCGCUUCAUACAUAACGGAGGUGAAAGAUGUCCUGCAGGAGUGUAAGAGUGUAGCUCUGAAGAGGAGGAAGGCUAGCUCCCGGUUGGAGAACUUGGGCAUCCCAGAAGAGGAGCUGCUCAGGCAGCAGCAGGAGUUAUUUGCAAAGGUAGGAUUUCCUGAAGGGCAAAGAUGCAUGACUGGUUGGUUCAGGCUCAAUUUGCAUAGUUGCUUGUUGAGAAAUGCAGGAUGAUCUAUGAACACUUUCACAAGUGGUGGGUCUGAAUAUGUCCUGGUUAGCAAUGGUUUCACAUUCUUGCUGAGGUAAAUGUAGUGGUGAACUCAACAGAUGGGACAAAUCCUGCUAAAAUAAUUAUCUUGGUUCUUAGUCCUCAUAUUCAUGUUCAGAUACCGGAACCUGAAGUUACCAUCAAAAUGCUGGUGAAGGUUCUCAGCCAUCCCAGUGUUUCCCACAGGAUUUUAGGAGACUGUGGUGGGAGAGUCUCUGACCCUCGGGGGUUUUCAUGUGUGCACAUUUUUAAGCAUUGUGUAU
Cyprinodon variegatus (sheepshead minnow) is the source of this 1373-nucleotide messenger RNA. RefSeq names its product down-regulator of transcription 1 (gene dr1). Lineage: Eukaryota; Metazoa; Chordata; Actinopteri; Cyprinodontiformes; Cyprinodontidae. The transcript has 2 exons. Bases 606 to 1073 code for a protein of 155 amino acids. Gene Ontology annotation, molecular function: protein heterodimerization activity; core promoter sequence-specific DNA binding; general transcription initiation factor activity. Gene Ontology annotation, biological process: chromatin remodeling; positive regulation of transcription by RNA polymerase II; negative regulation of transcription by RNA polymerase II. The record is from RefSeq and is a predicted model, not a curated record. Gene Ontology annotation, cellular component: negative cofactor 2 complex.